UUAGCACAUUUCGCAGCAAAACACGGCGUGAGUUUCAGAAUAAAAUCGCUUUCUCAGUUCUCGACACGUAUAGCUCCAAGAUAAAUUCGUGAUCUCAUGUCUGCAAAUUGUUUCGGGGUUAUAAUGUAAACACACUUGAGUGCGCGAAAACAAGGAAAUUUUAUUCUCAUUUUGCCUUUUCUUCCUUGAAUAAAAGUAAUUGAAGGUGUUCUGACGCAUACCAAUAUUCCGGAUAGAAAGUUGCAUUAGGAUUAUGUUGGAUGGGGUGAACGCAUUUAUAAGUAAAUGUGCUGCGUUUUCUGGCGGUCGUGUCAUUCCAGUGAACUAGGAUAGGUCAUCCUCGAGCACCUGCUUUGUAGGUGACAAGAUGUAUAGGUUCAGGCGGUCUCCAUUGUCGAAUUGUUCCAAGUUUUGUUUGUUUUCCUUUUUUUGACAGGUGAUGACUCAACUCUCCAAAAUUUCAUUGUUGGGAGUUUGUAGUCACUUCGCUGCUUAUAAUUGAUUAUAUGUGAGGUUGUAGACGUUCUGCAAAAACAUGCUAAUAUGAAAAGUGUAUACGGGCAUUAAACACAAUGCAGAGGCUUCAGAAAAUGGCUGCAAAGACUGAUAAUUCGAGAUCGAUUGACAAUCAAAACGAUGGAAGCAGCAUGGAAAAAGAAAUGAUGACGCUCACUGGUAGUGACACUUCCGGUCGCCGUGUCCCGCCUAAUUACCUUUACAAUACAGGAUCCGAACAGGGAAUUGGCAGCCCGGAUCAUGACCAAAGGAUUCAUAAUCGUAAUCAUGCGACGGAAGACCAAUUGGGUCCUCUGCCUUCUAAUUGGGAAAAGGCUUAUACAGAAUCAGGAGAAGUUUACUUUAUAGACCACAACACCGGAACUUCUCACUGGCUCGAUCCUCGGUUAUCGAAAUUUCAAAAACGAUCUCUCGAAGAGUGCCUUGAUGAUGAACUGCCUUACGGAUGGGAGAAAAUUGAUGACACGCUUUACGGUACUUACUUUAUCGAUCACGUGAAUCGACGAACUCAAUAUGAAAAUCCAGUAUUGCAAGCGAAACGAGCUCAGCAAAAUAUGUCGGACAGGAAGAGUCCUAAUUUCACGAGAAACCCUGAACAAUUAAAGGGUCAAAGAAUUCGCUCAUCGCUCAUCAAGAGUUCUCGAGGCCUUGGUUUCACAAUCGUUGGUGGAGAUGACACAGUCGAGGAAUUUUUACAAAUUAAAAGUGUCGUUCCUAACGGACCUGCCUGGCUAGAUGGAAAACUUCAAACCGGAGACGUCUUGGUUUAUGUAAAUGACACCUGUGUGCUAGGUUUUACCCACAAUGAAAUGGUCAAUGUUUUUAAGUCAAUUAGCACCGGAGAAACCGUUUCUUUGGAAGUUUGUCGAGGCUAUCCACUACCGUUCGACCCUAAUGAUCCUAACACAGAAGUCGUCACUACCAUCGCUGUCAACGCGCCCGACAUGUCGAAUGAAGAGCCUGGAAUGUACAUGGAUCUGGAACCCGGCAUGCAAUCUGGAGGCCGCUUCAAUUUCAUGGACACUUCCUUCCUCCCCGUCAACAAUAGGCAAAACGGCGAAAAUUUAGCCACAGCCUCAGUGAAUUCAAUGCCCGACCUUUGCAUUUCUGACAAAAUCAGUACGAUCAAAAGACCAAGCAGCACAGAUAUUCUGCUAUCUGAAAGCGGAGAUCUGAACGAUCGGAAGGAUUCUCCCGUGCCUUCGAAUCCAGAAUUCCUCAGCAUUUCGGUAGUCAAAGGAGCUAUGGGAUUUGGAUUCACUAUUGCUGAUUCGGCCCAGGGUCAAAAAGUUAAAAAAAUUCUCGACGGACUGCGCUGUAAAAGGUUGGUGGAGGGCGACAUCCUCGUCAACAUAAAUGACGUCAAUGUCAGAAACAUGUGUCACACUGAAGUUGUCAAUGUUCUCAAGGAUUGUCCUCGAAAUCAGGAAGCCCUUAUUUAUGUUCAAAGGAUGACACCAAAGUCUAAAGAAAAGAAGGAGAAAAACUCGCAUGAUUUUUAUCGAAGCAAGACCCCCACUGCCGAUAUUUAUAGUACUCAGACGAAAACAGUGGUGCCUACGCGUCCAAAAACGCCCUUGAUUGAUACCAGGACACAUCUCAAGUCUCCAGAUGAUAUGAGAAGACCGAACUGGAACGAACUUCCGAACGAAAACGACAUGAAUCCGCUUGAUAAUCGAUUCAAGUAUCAAGAUUAUAAUCAUGGAAUGUAUUAUACUGACCCUUACAAGUCGAAUAUUGCCAAUCUUUCUGAUAACUUUGCGACGAUGGCUAAUUUGGAUGAUGAAAGGGAGGCAAUGAAGAGGGAAUGGGCUGGUGGGGACAAAUUUAAUAUGACAAACGAAAUGUACUCUGUUGAUCCUGUACAUCACGAGAAUAUUAUGAAACAAAAUGGCAGUACACAUUCCGAUUAUUACAAGGAGCUCUAUGCCAUUCAACAACAUUCCCAGUACAGCGAGCAGGAUUAUAAUGCGUAUGCGAUCGGGCAGGAACAAAAUGUUGAUACUGGCGAGAUUUGGGACAAAAGAAAAGAGACGACGAGCUUCGAACAUGAGCAGCCACAUUCCAGUUCCAUGCCUCGGUAUCCGCAGUAUAAUAAUGAUUUGGUGUGUCCAGCAAUACCGGACAUAGAAUGGAUUGAAACACUGGUGACUUUAGUCAGACAAGACACGGGUUUUGGUUUCAGGAUAGUCGGCGGCACUGAAGAAGGAUCUCAGCAGGUUUCCGUUGGUCACAUUGUACCUGGAGGUGCAGCAGACAUGGACAGUCGACUAAACACCGGUGAUUUGAUAAUGUCCGUCGAUGGAGAGAGUGUAAUGAAUUCGUCUCACCGACACGUCGUUCAAUUAAUGAUAGCCGCUGCUCAAAACGGAGUAGUGACGUUAGGUAUCCGUCGGCGUAUCAACAUUCAGGAACAUCUACGAGACAAUAUACAGGGCUCCUAUGGCCGACAAAUGAACAUCCAGUAUCCUUACGACGUCGCCGUGACUAGAAUGGAGAAUGAGGGAUUUGGAUUCGUUAUAAUUUCUUCCGUCAAUAAAGCUGGCUCUACAAUUGGCAGAAUUAUUGAAGGUUCUCCAGCUGAAAGAUGCGGAAAGCUAAAUGUUGGAGAUCACAUCCUCGCAGUUAAUCACGUGGAUAUCACGAACGUCUGUCACAAGGACAUUGUAAACCUAAUUAAAGAUUCGGGGUACUCGGUGACUUUAACGAUCGGCUAUCCCUUGGAUGACUGCUGCAGCAGCACAUCUCUUUCACAAAAGGAUGAGUCUACAGGAGAUGGAGAUGGUGGUCAAUAUCAUGCUGUCGAAUUGACUAGGGGAACUCGGGGUUUUGGCUUCAGUAUACGCGGCGGUCGUGAAUUUCAAAAUAUGCCACUGUUUGUCUUGCAAAUCGCAGAAAACGGUCCUGCUUCCGUGGACAACAGACUUAGAGUCGGCGACCAAAUUAUUGAAAUCAAUGGCAUCAACACCAAGAAUAUGACGCACACCGAAGCAAUCGAAAUUAUUCGAAACGGCGGACCUAGCGUUCGACUUCUGGUUCGACGUGGUUGCCAAAUGCCUUCAGUGGUAGGUGCCUCUUCUCACCUCUACGAUAUGAAUAUUUAAAGUUAAUCCAAUAACAAAGCCUCGAUCGCAAUCAAAUUAAUGAUGCCACAUUCAGUCUCACGACUAACAUCGAAACUUAUUUCAAUUCAAGAGCUUCAGCCUAUAAUCACUAUUAUCGUAUAAGAAAAACGGGAAGUUAAAAAAGUUACUUACGAUUGAGAAAUUCGAUUUAUUGAUCAAAAUGACGCACGAUCUUUUGUUUCAAGUGCGAUUCUUUAGAAGUUGCUCUUUAGAAGUUGCAGACGACAAAAGAAAAAUUAAAUCAACAGUCCGCUUAUCUGAGAAUAAGACAAUUGAUCGCGGAAGUAAAAGUAUGAGAAACAACAGGCUUUGCAAAACAUUCGGAUUUCAAUACUCAAUGAUUGAUAAACUCAAUACCUUGUGAUAUUGAAAUAUAAUAUUUAAAUUUUAAACAAAAUUACGAAAUUGCAAACUGCUCAAAAUUUUGAAACA
Molecule: messenger RNA, 4073 nt
Organism: Belonocnema kinseyi
Lineage: Eukaryota; Metazoa; Arthropoda; Insecta; Hymenoptera; Cynipidae
Product: membrane-associated guanylate kinase, WW and PDZ domain-containing protein 1-like
Exons: 10
Coding region: 573-3620 (1015 amino acids)
Biological process (GO): signal transduction
Cellular component (GO): cytoplasm
Molecular function (GO): protein binding
Source: RefSeq, a predicted model, not a curated record